AUUGUCUUUCCGUGGAGCUGUAUAUUUAUUUUAAUGGCAUAAUGGAGCAAUACAAAUUAAUAAAUGCUGAAUUGAUGGAUCAGGUGCAAAAGCAGCGAAUAACUAUUGGAGAAAUGCGUAAGGCUGAGGUAUUGCUGAAAAGGCAGUUGCUGGAAGAACGUGAAAUGCGUUUGGCAGACGCACAGUAUAACGAAAACAAACUGAAGUGCGCACUCAGGACGUUCAUGAACUCCCUGGAUGUGAAUUUGGACGGAAACGGUGAUUACCCUACAACGCGAACUUCAGCGGCAUCAGAUAAUGUUAGGCACAGCCACUACAGUAGUAGCCAAGCUUGCUCCGUGUUGCGCCGUUCCAGCGCCCUACUUCAAAGAAGUCUGGCCGUAUCCCCUACAAGACGGAGUCGGAGUCUAAGUUCUUGUAGUGUCACUAGCCAUGAGGAAAUGAAAGAGUCUAGUCCUGUAAAAGAAAGAUUGGUAAUCGUCAGGAAAACACCAGAGCCACGGCACUUGGUAGAGCUGCAGGGAAACAUGGACUCGCCCGAUUGCCAAGAAGCAGGUCCAUCACCAGACCAGUUGCUGGUGUCUCCAACGCCAGUCGCUGAUAUGUAUUCUAUUAUUGAGGAGAGCGAUAGUGAGGAUAACACUUUGUCCUCGUCCCUUAAAUUGCAUGAGCCACAGAAACUAAGGGCCUCGAGUAGCAGCAUGGAGUUGUCCCCGUUGCCUCUGCGUGAUCUGACCAACAAAACAGAUAGUGUGAUUCCCAAUCUAAAGAUCACAAAAUCACAUUGUGUAGCGGCAUCCACUCAAGAUGAGACUGAGAACACUAUGAAAGAUCCAAGCAUAGAGCAUGGAAAAUGUGAUUUCCAGCAAAGUUAUCUUGCAGCUAGCCAAAGGAUUACAGCAGCGAACUGUAGAUCAUCGCGUGUCCACAAAACUGACACUAAGAGCGACAGUCUGGAGCCAAGCAUAGAACAUGUAAGGCUGGCUGCUCAAACGAGUUCAUCGAUGCAUGUGAUUAUUCAGUGCCCCUCUCCAAAUGCGGGGCCAGCACUAACGCCACGCCGUAGUCAAUUAAACUUUAGCAAUUUCAACGGAAUAGCUAAUCGACCAGGCGAUAGCAGCACACCGCGGCGAGAACAAGAAACUUUAACUAGUAAUUGGAAACCUGCCUCUGCAAUGGCGAAACCCAAACGCACAAACAGCGCAAAUAGCAGGGCGGAUCAAUCUAGGACUGACUGCUCGAUGUCUAGUCGUCCCAGUCGUAGCUGUAGGCCCAAGUCGCUUAAGGAACCCAAAUUAAACUCCAAAAUGCGAAAUGAGACACAAAGUAAAUAAAGUCUGUUUUUAUUGUAGGUCAUUCAAGAAUGUUACAUUCACUCUAAAAGUAUGUCAUAAACUGAUUUGAUUUUGAUUGUUAUCCAUAGAGUAUGCUUAAAUUGUUGACGUCUACAUAUUCUCGACCAGAUAAGUCUAUCGCCUUAUCUUCUACUCAAAUUAUCCCUUGUGAGCUAUUAUGUCUAGUAUGUUUUCGAUUAGGACGACGAGGUGAGUCUUCAGUACAUACCGGAACACUAUAGGCCGAACUUAAAUUCUUGAGUGUAAUAUCUUGUUUCUCAAACAUUGUUAGUAAUUUUAAUAUAGGAUAUAGUUAUCAGUAAAAAUAAUACUGCAUCCAUACACUAGCCUGGGAUUCGAGCCAGUUUCCCUUUCAAAGAUAUAGCACGGU
This is a messenger RNA of Drosophila novamexicana, 1725 nucleotides long. RefSeq names its product shugoshin-like. The coding region runs from base 42 to 1334 and encodes 430 amino acids. Gene Ontology annotation, cellular component: nucleus; chromosome, centromeric region. NCBI's taxonomy places the organism in Eukaryota, Metazoa, Arthropoda, Insecta, Diptera, Drosophilidae. The transcript is spliced from 2 exons. The record is from RefSeq and is a predicted model, not a curated record. Gene Ontology annotation, biological process: meiotic chromosome segregation.